UAGGCGGAGUUUGUUUCCAGGAAGUGAGUAGCGUGACUCUACGGGCCUCACAUUGUCGCUAAGCGCUAACCUAACUUUUUGCUUGUCACCUCACAGCUAGCGUUUUAUUCUUCCCUUCUGUAAACCACCAAUAUGGGUGACGACGAAGAAAAGUAUGACGGCAUGUUGCUCGUUAUGGCGCAACAACACGAAGGAGGAGUCCAAGAGUUAGUAAACACAUUUUUCAGCUUCCUCCGCCGGAAAACUGAUUUCUUCACGGGUGGAGACAGUGAUGGAGGAGCUGCAAGUGCUGCAGAGAAGCUCGUCAAUGAUGCUUUUGCCCACCACAAUAAGCUAGCACAGAAGGUCCACAAAGAGCAGCAAAUGAAACGGGAGAAGGAGAUGAAAGAGAAAGCUGAAAGAGCCGCCAAGUUAGCAGAGGAAGAGAGAAAAAAGAACAAAAAGGAUGACGGCCCCAGAAUUCAGGAACUGACCGAUGAAGAAGCAGAGAAACUUCAGUCUGAACUUGACAAGAAGAAGAAUGAAGAGGAGAAAAAGGUUAAUGCAACAACAAACGUAGAAAAGUCAUCUGACAAAGCAGAAAAAGAGAAGGGGUCUGACUCAGAGGGAGAGGAGGAUGAGAAGGACAAAGAUAAACUGAAGCCUAAUGCGGAGAACGGAGCUGACCUGCCAAACUACAAGUGGACACAGAGUCUGUCUGAAGUUGACCUGACAGUGCCUUUCGACGUCAAGUUCCGCAUUAAGGGGAGAGAUGUAGUGGUGGACAUCCAGCGACGCUCCAUCAAGGUCGGCCUCAAGGGACAGCCUCCUGUCAUCGACGGCCAGCUUUACAACGAGGUGAAGGUAGAAGAAAGCUCCUGGCUCAUCGACGAUGGCAAGGUUGUUACUGUCCACUUGGAAAAGAUUAAUAAAAUGGAGUGGUGGAGCAAGAUUGUUACCACAGAUCCAGAAAUUAACACCAAGAAAGUCUGUCCAGAGAACUCAAAGCUGUCAGACCUGGACGGAGAGACGCGUGGGAUGGUAGAGAAGAUGAUGUAUGACCAAAGGCAGAAAUCAAUGGGCCUGCCUACGUCUGAAGAGCAGAAGAAACAAGACAUUCUUAAAAAGUUCAUGGCUCAGCACCCAGAGAUGGACUUCUCUAAAGCCAAAUUCAGCUGAGACCCGCUAUUGUCAGCUUCCGUCAGAGUCCGCGUCAUGUUUAACAUCUACCAUAUCAGAGCCAACUUCAGGCACCAACCGGAUUCAUCUCUACUCUCCAUACUGGACAUGGUUUGGUGGAUUAACAUGUCUUACAUGAAUAGGUUCAUGUUUUGUUUUGUUUUUUCAUAAUGGUAACAAGGUUGAUGACUGUAAUGAGUGUAGCCAUUUGUCUCCCUUUGCAUGUCGUGUCAAUAUUUAAAGAUGUGUCUGGAAUUUUUAAUAAACAAGUUUAAAAUCAAA
This is a messenger RNA of Dicentrarchus labrax (European seabass), 1440 nucleotides long. It is a transcript of the gene nudc, whose product is annotated as nudC nuclear distribution protein. The transcript is spliced from 9 exons. The record is from RefSeq and is a predicted model, not a curated record. Lineage: Eukaryota; Metazoa; Chordata; Actinopteri; Moronidae. Gene Ontology annotation, biological process: protein folding. Gene Ontology annotation, cellular component: cytoplasm. The coding region runs from base 133 to 1158 and encodes 341 amino acids.